AUGAAGUUUCAGGCCAUCUUUUCCAUGGCUGGUCUUCUCAGCAUUUGCACUUGUGCUCCUAUCUACCAUCCUCAAAUUGGAAUAAUUGCAAGUAACAGUAAUGAGGUUUUGCGUAUCAAUGGACUCACUCUGGCAGGUGUGGGUUUGGGUCCAGCACAGGGAACUGCAUUUUUCCCUCCCUUCCUAAUUCGGCAGCAGCCCCCACAGGUGCUGAACUUCAACCCUGCGAUGCAGGGACACUUCCUGCCCCCUCAAAUAAACCAGCUGAACCCAGCACAGUUGCCCCCAUUGCUGCAGGAGCAGCCUAUACCUGGCAUUGGUCCCAACAAUGGCUUACCAACACAGAACCUUCCCCCGGGAUUUCCAUUCUUCCUGACUAAUCUAUAUCCUCUGAGGAACACUCCUGUAAGGCUGAUACCCAACCAGAACACUGGCCCAAGUAUUCAAGGCUGGGACACGAUGCAACCAAUGCAGCCAGUGCAACCAAUGCAACCAAUGCAGCCAGUGCAACCAAUGCAACCAAUGCAACCAAUACAACCAAUCCAGAACAGGGGAAAGUCAGACCCGAAGGUAACGUCUGCUCCUGAUUACCGUGGUGAUCGGCCCGGUCCGGGAACUGGAGAGGGGCAUCCUGGGUUCCCAUUGUUUGAGCCAUAG
Sinocyclocheilus rhinocerous is the source of this 657-nucleotide messenger RNA. RefSeq names its product amelogenin-like. The transcript has 7 exons. Bases 1 to 657 code for a protein of 218 amino acids. The record is from RefSeq and is a predicted model, not a curated record. Lineage: Eukaryota; Metazoa; Chordata; Actinopteri; Cypriniformes; Cyprinidae.